UAUCCCUCUAGUGGACGAUGGGCAGGUCACUGGCUUGGUGAUAACUAUGCAAGAUGGGACCAGCUUGAAAAAUCUAUUAUUGGUAUAAUGGAGUUUGGCCUCUUUGGAAUUUCCUAUAUUGGAGCAGAUAUCUGUGGCUUCUUCAAUGAUACAACAUAUGAAAUGUGUGCCCGGUGGAUGCAGCUUGGAUCAUUUUACACCUAUUCUAGAAAUCAUAAUGUGAUAGGAACUCAGAGGCAAGGUCCUGUUUCCUUUGAUGAAAAGUUUGAAAAUAUUUCCAGAGAUAUACUCAAUACAAGAUACACGCUGUUACCUUAUCUCUACACUUUAAUGCAUGAAUCCCAUGUUCUUGGUAGCACUGUAACACGUCCUCUGCUUUUCGAGUUUGUGGAAGACAAAAAUACAUGGGAUGUAUACAAACAGUUUUUGUGGGGCCCAGCACUGCUGAUUAGCCCUGUAUUGGAUGAAGGAGCCACAGAAGUGAAUGCUUAUAUACCCAGUGCACGCUGGUAUGAUUAUUACACGGGAAAAUCUCUUGAAGUAAGGGGACAAUUUCAGACAUUGCCAGCACCUCUUGAGCAUAUCAAUCUUCAUAUCCGGGGCGGUUACAUCAUCCCCUGGCAAGAACCUGGUCUUAAUACCAAUCAAAGCCGACAAAACUUUAUGGGACUUACUGUUGCUUUGGAUGAUAACGAGGUCGCUCAAGGUCAGCUUUACUGGGAUGAUGGAGUAAGCAUUGACACAUAUGAAAAUGGUAAUUAUUUCUUAGCAACAUUUGCCGCAAACCAGAGUACCGUUAUUAUGAGUGUGGUGCAUAACAACUUCCUAACUAACACAAAUCCAUUGAAAUUUGGCUAUAUGAACAUCUGGGGAAUAGGAAACCAACAGAUUACAGGUGUUACUGUCACUUAUGAUGGACAGACACAUACGAUUACUAACUUCACCAGUAACCAAGGAAAUCAGGUGCUACAAAUUGAUUUUACUGAGAAAAUAUUCAGCAUUGAAAAAUUUACACAACUUACAUGGACAACAAGCAAUUAACCAUCUGUGGACAAGAGGCAGUUUUAAAGCAUCUCCAGAGGCAUAUUUUCAUCAGCUAUUGUAUAUUGUUCAGCUAUACUAAUAGCAAAAAAAACAAAGAAAUAAAAAAGUUCUGUUGUGCAUACUACUGCACUAAGACAUGUAAUUUUGCCUGUGCCACUUAAUUCUGACAUGAUUAGUAGGGAUGUUUGCUUAGCUUGCACACAUGGGUAGGAGCCCAUUUUGAAACAUACAUGUCAUAUUAAUGAAAACACAUGUUAAGAAUUCUCAGAGAUCUUUUGCUGAGUAAUAAAGAGAGCUUAAUUUUUGCAGGUUAUUGAGGUGGAGAAAAAAGCCAGUGAAAUAUAAUAGUAUAAUUUAUCUUACUGUGUGCAAAAGAACUGAAGUUAUGAAGUUACUAUGUAUUGAAAAUAAAAAUGUAUAAAUAAAUAAAUUUUGAUUUA
Gopherus flavomarginatus (Mexican gopher tortoise) is the source of this 1484-nucleotide messenger RNA. Its product is annotated as probable maltase-glucoamylase 2. NCBI's taxonomy places the organism in Eukaryota, Metazoa, Chordata, Testudines, Testudinidae. The record is from RefSeq and is a predicted model, not a curated record. Gene Ontology annotation, molecular function: alpha-1,4-glucosidase activity. The transcript is spliced from 11 exons. Gene Ontology annotation, biological process: carbohydrate metabolic process. Bases 88 to 1041 code for a protein of 317 amino acids.